This is a messenger RNA of Paracoccidioides brasiliensis Pb18, 1989 nucleotides long. RefSeq lists its product as uncharacterized. Gene Ontology annotation, molecular function: DNA binding; DNA-binding transcription factor activity, RNA polymerase II-specific; zinc ion binding. The transcript is spliced from 6 exons. Gene Ontology annotation, biological process: regulation of DNA-templated transcription; DNA-templated transcription. The coding region runs from base 1 to 1989 and encodes 662 amino acids. The record is from RefSeq and is a predicted model, not a curated record.
AUGGACAUUGAUGGGGGCGAGGUGCCACAGGGGCAGGAGUCGUCCGUAUCCCGAGCAUGUGACAACUGUCGCAUUCGAAAGAUCAGAUGUGAUCGAGCCUCACCCUGCUCCAAUUGCCGAGUCGCAAAGUCUUCUUGUCGAACCUCUCCACGAGUUAGAGACAAGCGGCAGAGGGUUUUAAUUUCUCAUCAAUAUGAGAAAAAGAUCGAAAUUAUUGACCAGCGUCUUGCGGGGAUUGAGCAACUUUUACGGUACCUUGCCGUCGGCGACAAAAAUUAUAAACCUCCUUCACAAACCCAUGGAUCGUUAUCCCCCUCGCCCAGCUCGAAUGCAUUUCAUCCAGAUGCGUUGGAACAAAGAGACCGGCCGCCACUUCAUGCCUCUGCAAUUGCACCCACCGCGGAACCAGCAGCAGAGCGAGGGGCAGAGUCGAGAACGAGGAAAACCCCGGAUGCUGAAUUCGAAGGGGAGCCCUCGAUGAGCGCCCAUUCUGCACACGCCAGCGAGUUGUUUGAAAAUGCCGUGGUCAAAUCUCCAUUGGCAGAGCAUAACCCGCAGAUGAUGGAUGCGCUCUCAGCCCUGAAGGAUAUUGUUGAGAGAACAAAGCUGUCGUCCUCCAUUCAUACGUUGCGAUUUGCAGGGCAGAAACUCCAACCCACCAAGGUCGAUCUGUCGAAGCUGGAGAUGCCGCCGGUGGAGGCGGUGCUCGCUCUGCUGAGGAAGGCAAAAGUAGAAUCCCACCCUUUCUUCCUGUUGAACCUCCCUUUCCUCCACUUGUCCACCAUCACCCAACUCUGCAAAGAUCUCUAUUUUUGCCCAGAUGAAACCUCCACCGCCAACUUCGCCAUCGUAAACUGCAUUCUAGGCUACAUGUUUGACGAAGUACAGCAUUUCCAUCCAAACUCUAACUCCCAGUCCCCUCCCUCGGGCCCUCACCACCCUCAACACCUCCAGCCGCCGCCGCCGCCACCACCACCGUUAGCAUCAUUCUCCUCCUCAGCCAUCUCCCAGUACACCGUAACCUGCCGCACAAACUUCGAAACGGCCCUCAGCACCUUUGACCUCUUCCUCGAGCCCUCUUAUGAGAACAUCCAGGCCCUAGCUUUAGGUGCCUUCCACGCCACCGAGGCUUCCAAACCCUCUCUAUGUUGGACCUUCGUCAGCGCCGCAGCGCGCAUGUGCCAGAGUCUAGGUUACCACCACUCCGUCUCGGGCGCAGGGGUCAGCGAAGAGGAGCAGUAUCGGAGAAGAGCCCUCUUCUGGUUCAUCUAUGUGCUGGAUAAGGACCUGACACUAUUGCUGGGCCGCAGCUCUACCCUUCAGGACUACGACAUCUCUCUUGCAUACCCAGGCCCGCCGUCGGACCCGAAAUUGCGGUCAUGGUACCAGAUGUUUGAAGGAUGGGUGACGUAUUCGACGAUUGCCGCGCAGAUCUAUGAGAAGCUGUAUUCAGCACUGGCGUUGUCGGAAAGUAGCGCAAUGCGGACGGAGAGGGCCUGCAGUUUAGCCAUGGAUGUUGAACGGUGGAGAGCGACGCAUAUUUCCGUUGCGCUGUUGUAUGUGGACGUUAGAAUGAGGGAGUGGGCGCAGAGAGGCGGGGCCGGUGCUGGUGCUGGUGCUGGUGCUGGUGCUGGUGCUGGUGCUAAUGCUAAUAAUGCUGUUGCUGUUGCUGUUACUAAUUCCGGUGUUGGUAUCGGCGCUGUUGUCGGUGAGGGGGGGGGAGGUGGUCAUGGCAUGGUAGGUGAUCCGCAGCAGAUGGAGCAGCAGUGGGGAGCUGGUGAAGUUGACAGUUACCUGUGGGAGUUGGGCUUUGGGGUUCCAGCCGGCAGGAUGCUGAGCAUGGGUAGCAGUAAUGAUUUGGGCAUUGUAGCGGGCAGUGGCGGAGGCGACAAUGAUGAUGGCAGCGUUCAGGCAGCGUCGUCGUCGUCGUUGCAGGAUUGGUAUCGUGGGAACCAGUAUAUGAUGGGGUUAUUGGAGUCUGAUUUGUAG